AUGGAAGCAACCGCUCCAGCGGCGGACAAGGACGAAACGAUCGAGAGGCUCCUCGAGGCGCCGAUGACGUGGAUAGGCACCUAUGUCGCCGCCGCGUCACUAAUCUGCGCCGCCGCAAUGGCCGCCGACACUAUCCAAGGACUAUGGAAGAAGAAACGCUGGUUUCCGUCGAAGUAUUUCCCUCUCAACGCAACUUCACUCACGCUCCUCGCGGUGGCGAUGAAGCUCCCGGUAGAUCUCACCACUCGGAUGUACACCGUCACCGACCGCCUCGCGAAGAUUAGCAGCAUCGCCUUCCUCUCCGCCGCCGUCGCCAAUUUCCUCACCUCUCUGGGCGCCAUGGCCGACAAGGAAGUCCUCUCCAACGCCGCCGCGCUGGCGGUGCUGGUGAUCACCGUCUUCGUCAACGUCACCAUCCAGAUCAUCCAGAUGCAUUCCUAUCUCCAGAGCCGCCGCGCGUUUCUCGAGGAAAUCAUCGUCAUCGCGCUGAUGCUGCUCUUAAUCCUCAUGUUCGUCUCCUCCGCCGCGAUGAUCGUCUCCACCAAACCCUACCUGGAGAAGAAAUACCACGAGAUGUGCCGAUCCGCCGCGGAUGAAAACGGAGACGACGGAUUCGACGCGGAGAGAGUGAUUACAGCUGAUAAAUUGAGAGUAUGUAUAAAAAAACACUGGAUGAUUGCGGAAACUGGAAAUCCCCAAUUUGUGCUUGCUAGGUCAGUCACCUGCUCCGCUUCUGGUUUAUUGACAUUGCUGAUUGCUCUGGUUUUGCUAGAAGCAGAGUUCAGAAUGGCGAAGGAAUUCGAUCUCAACAUUCUAGAUCAGGCGAAUUCGAGCUACGGUUGGUCGACGAAGCUCGUUCUGUUAACUCAGACCGCCGGAGUUAUCGUCGCCGCGAUUGCUCCGACGAUGAGAUGGCUCACUGCUUGCAGAAGGAGUUUUACAACUUCAGUGACGGUUGAGAGCUAUUGGACUCAGAAAAUGGUGGAAUUGAAACAGAGCUCUUUAUCUUCACAGAUUCAAAAUCUGAAAUGGAGAAAAGCAAUUCAUAUUUUGAGAGGUCAGUUUCUGCAGAUCUGCAUUUCUCUGCAGCAUCUCACUGUUUUUGCUAGCAAACUACUCCUUUUGCUAUCUCUCUGCUUCACUGCCCCAAUCAUAUCAUUCAUUAGCUACGCAUCAAGGUUGAAGAUCGAAAAUCGAGUAUCUCAAACCAAUCCACAGCUCGAUUUAAGCAAAUACGCGAUGCUGCUAGAAGGAGAAGAGCAUCUCCGAUCACAAACACUAGACAAGAUCUGCAAAGAAGUUGAUCAAGUCAUUGAAAAAGGCAGAUCUAGAAAGCCGAAGAAUCUCCUCAAACUCCUCUCCAAAUCAAGCAGCUUCAAAGGCGUGACACAAUUCGACAGCAAUGAAAUUCCAAGCCUACAUUCACAAGGCUUCCUCCCACAUUGCUGGUCUCUACCUCUGGUGACGCUCUCCUGCGUCGCGCUGGCCUUCCCCAACGCGGACAAGAGCGAAUCCGACCUCCUCCUAAGAGGCGUCGCAGAGGGGCUCCCUCUCGUGAAGCUAGUGGACAAGAUUCUCGACAAGAAAGGCCGUUUAGCAAGCGUUAGACACGCAGCAGAUGUGGCGUGGGUCGAAUUAGAGCUUUACCACAUGUGGCAAGACAAGGAUCUGAAUGAAUGGAAGAAGAAUGCAAGGGAGAUAGUAGAGGAGCUUGCAAGCAGAGGUGAGAAGACGGUCGUCGGGUUUGUGAAGGGAACGAGAAACUGCGUGAUGAGGAAUCCACUCAACUGGCCGGCUAAUGUGAUUGGGGCCGAUGCAAUGUAUAGAGUGGCGCGGACGAUCUUGCUCAGGCGCGGGGAAGGGGAAGGGGAAGGGGACGAGGCGUUGUUUGAGGAAGUGUGCGUCGCGAUUGCUGAUAUUCUUGCGGCUUGCCUUACGAAUAUGGUGGAGGUGAUACGUUUGAAGUGUCACAGUAAGAAGAUUGAGAAGAGAGAGAGGAGUGUUCGAAGGGCGGCGCUUCUUCUCGGAGAAACAGAGGAGAUUUCUUUGCUUCUGCAGCAGCGUCAAGUGCCGGCGUUGGAUGCUAACAAGGCAGUCAAUAUUGAAGAGUGGAGAAGAGCUUUAGCUCUUGCCCAACUAUAG
Molecule: messenger RNA, 2142 nt
Organism: Salvia splendens (bonfire salvia)
Lineage: Eukaryota; Viridiplantae; Streptophyta; Magnoliopsida; Lamiales; Lamiaceae
Exons: 1
Coding region: 1-2142 (713 amino acids)
Source: RefSeq, a predicted model, not a curated record